UCCUUGCGAUGGAGGCUUCCAAGGAGACCAUGUCCCUGCUGGAAAACGGCAUGAUCACCAUCAUCCAGGUGUUCCACAAGUACUCCGGGCAGAACUGCAAGCUGAGGAAAGCGGAUCUGAAGGCCCUGGUCAACAACGAGAUGAGUCAUUUCAUCAAGAACAUCCAGGAGAACGAAACCCUGGAUGAGCUCUUCACAGACCUGGACCAGAAUGCCGACCUGGAAAUCGACUUCAAGGAGUUCAUCAGUCUGAUCGCCAUGGUAACCUCCGCCUGCCACGAACUGUUUGUCCCAAACUGUUACAGCAGCUAG
Messenger RNA from Synchiropus splendidus (mandarinfish), 311 nucleotides. Its product is annotated as protein S100-B-like. The record is from RefSeq and is a predicted model, not a curated record. Gene Ontology annotation, biological process: positive regulation of canonical NF-kappaB signal transduction; positive regulation of cell population proliferation. Lineage: Eukaryota; Metazoa; Chordata; Actinopteri; Syngnathiformes; Callionymidae. Gene Ontology annotation, cellular component: cytoplasm; nucleus. The transcript is spliced from 3 exons. Gene Ontology annotation, molecular function: S100 protein binding; calcium ion binding; transition metal ion binding. The coding region runs from base 9 to 311 and encodes 100 amino acids.